Messenger RNA from Brassica oleracea var. oleracea, 665 nucleotides. Its product is annotated as agamous-like MADS-box protein AGL80. The transcript has a single exon. The record is from RefSeq and is a predicted model, not a curated record. The coding region runs from base 15 to 665 and encodes 216 amino acids. Gene Ontology annotation, molecular function: DNA-binding transcription factor activity, RNA polymerase II-specific; RNA polymerase II cis-regulatory region sequence-specific DNA binding; protein dimerization activity. Gene Ontology annotation, biological process: positive regulation of transcription by RNA polymerase II. Lineage: Eukaryota; Viridiplantae; Streptophyta; Magnoliopsida; Brassicales; Brassicaceae.
ACAAAGAGUUAACCAUGACAAGACAAAAGGUGAAGAUGGCUUUCAUUGAAAAUGAGUCCUCAAGGAAAGCAACAUACAAGAAAAGAAAGAGAGGUAUCUUGAAGAAAGCCAACGAGUUAGCAACUCUCUGUGGCGUCCCAGUCGGUGUAAUCAUCGACAGUCCGUACGACUUGACCCCGGAGGUGUGGCCAUCGAGAGAAGAUAUGGACAAUGUUCUGUCCCAGUGGCAGAGGUUGCCGGUGAUGGACAGGACCAAGAAGAUGCUAAACCAAGAGUCUUAUCUUAAACAGAGUAUCUCCAAAGCAACUGAGACAUGUAAGAAGCUGACCAAAGAAAACAAAGAGUUGGAGAUGAAAGAGGUAAUGUUUGAUUGUCUUAGUGGCAAGACUUCACCACCUCGUAUUGAGAAAAGUGAUCUUCGUGGUUGUGGUAAUGUCAUUGAGCAGUACCUAAGAAAUCUUAAUCGUAGGAUUGAGAUUCUUAGUAAGAACGACGGAGCGUCUUCUUCAUCUGUUCAUGCUGCUGCUACAACAUCUGUUGCCAUGCCUAUAGUUGAGUUGGGUUCUUCUUCAACCGCAUUUUGCGAUAUGAUUCGUCAACAGCAGAUUCAAAGUAAUAUGAAUCAGAACGUUAGGGGCUUGGAUCUGAAUCAGCAACAGUGGUGA